AUGGCGAAGAACAAGAACCAGAAGAAGAAGAAUAUUGAAACCCAGGUUCACCUCAUCUGGAGGGAGUUUGGGUCAUUUACGCGAUGCUUGGAUGUGGAUCCUUCAAAGGCAGACCUCCUAGUCCCAAACCUUAAAAUCGCACUACAGCGGCAGCAGGAAAUCCUCAAGCCUGCUCCCGUUGAGGAAGUGACAAGGAAGGCCAUUGGAGAUCUCACUCGUGACGAAAUUAAUGAGGGGUUCGGCAUUGCGAAGGAGUUACCUGAGUCCGACGGCCGACAGCCCUGGCCACCUCGCAACAUGAUCCCAAGGGAUAUAUCAGCCGGCUGCUUAACCUCAAUCCAAAGCGUCCAGAAAUACAUGGCACGCUCAUCAAGGAAUGAGGCUGCUGCAAGGGUUGUAAUUGACCUUAUUCUCUUUGACAUUCUCGACCAGAUCAUGGAUGGUCACUGCAACAUUUCGGGCACCUGGCCCCUCCACAUCCAGAUGGAGACUAGCCUAGAGUCCAAUAUGGUCACAGUGAAGGGAAAGGACCAACGGUUCCGCGGGACGAGCGACUAUACUCUCUGGUACGGCAAUGGUGAUGGGCCUGAAAAGGCAAUCAACCUUAUUAUUCUGGAGGCAAAGGCUCAGAAACCUGCGGCUGGUGAUGAGCAAGCCCUAGGCUACAUGGGCUGCGUCCACCAAGAGAGACGGUUUAAGCCCGGCCGAAGCGCCAUAGUGUAUGGUGUCGUGACAGACGGCGAGGAAUGGCGUUUUUGGCGGCUUAACGACGAAGGAAGAUAUUCCUGGGAUGUGGAGAUUUCUGGGAUGCUGUCGGGUGACGUGAAGGGUAAGGAGACCGGUUAUGCAAAAAUUGCGACGCUCUUAGGCUUUAUUAUGGAGCAGGCCAUGAUUCUAUCGCCGUACACGACGAGGAUGCACUCUAAAGAGACAUCCAGAGAAGACGACGAGCCAAUGACCGGUUAG
Messenger RNA from Penicillium atrosanguineum, 966 nucleotides. RefSeq lists its product as uncharacterized. The record is from RefSeq and is a predicted model, not a curated record. The coding region runs from base 1 to 966 and encodes 321 amino acids. NCBI's taxonomy places the organism in Eukaryota, Fungi, Ascomycota, Eurotiomycetes, Eurotiales, Aspergillaceae. The transcript has 3 exons.